Molecule: messenger RNA, 4230 nt
Organism: Tachysurus fulvidraco (yellow catfish)
Lineage: Eukaryota; Metazoa; Chordata; Actinopteri; Siluriformes; Bagridae
Gene: plcb2
Product: phospholipase C, beta 2
Exons: 32
Coding region: 56-3751 (1231 amino acids)
Biological process (GO): lipid catabolic process; phosphatidylinositol-mediated signaling
Molecular function (GO): calcium ion binding; phosphatidylinositol-4,5-bisphosphate phospholipase C activity
Source: RefSeq, a predicted model, not a curated record
UGCAUGUCAGCCCUGAUGCUGCUCCUUCACCUAAGAGCAAGCUGACUCGGACACCAUGAUCAGGAAACGCUUUGUUCUCAAUGAGCCUGAAAUCAAAGAUUAUAUGGUCAAAGGAGAAAGAUUCACAAAAUGGAAAGAAGAUUCGUCACGCACUGUGCCUGUCACCAUGAAGAUGGACCCAAAAGGAUUCUUCCUUUACUGGAUAAACUCAAGCAAGGAAGUAGAAAUUGUGGAUAUGGCGACCAUAAGGGACACACGGAUAGGGAAAUAUGCCAAACUCCCCAAACAUCAGAAAGUUCGAAACGCAUUCAACAUGGACUUCCCUGACAGUAAUUACUUAGGCAAGACCAUGACCAUUGUAACCGGCCCUGACAUGGUCAAUCUCACUUACUACAACUUCUUUGCAGCCAAAGACAAUGUAGUGCAGAACUGGGCAAAUGACAUCCUGGCCAUUGUCUACAACCCUCAAAGGGCCAACGUCUGCAGACAAAUCUACCUGGAUAAGUUGUAUGUUCGCCUCACACUGCAAACCAACAAGGAUGGCAAGAUUCCUGUUAAAUAUAUCUAUAAGAUGUUUCCAGCUGAUAAGAAAAGGGUUGAGAGUGCACUAUCAUCUGCAAAGCUUCCUAAGGGAAAGUUUGACUCCAUCAAGCUCGAUGUGUUCACUGAAGCUGCAUUCAAGACUUUUCUGUUGAACCUUUGUCCCAGACCAGAGAUCUAUGAAAUCUUCAGCAGCUAUUCUAACAAACCCUACAUGACCAAGGAGGUCUUUAGCAAGUUCCUGUAUGAAAAGCAGCGAGACUCAAGGCUUAAUCAAGAGCUUUACCCACCACUGAGGCCCGAUCAGGUGAAGGCCCUCAUCGACAAGUACGAGCCCUCGUCUUCUAAUUCUAACCGCAAUCAGAUAACACCAGAGGGUUUUCUCUUGUUCCUAAUGGGACCUGAGACAACACCGGUGAUGAUGGACAAAAUUGCCCAGAGCCAUGACAUGACCCAGCCCAUCCCUCACUACUACAUCAAAUCCUCCCACAACACCUAUCUGACUGCCGGUCAGUUCUCAGGCACCUCCUCUCCUGAGAUGUAUCGUCAGUGUCUGCUUGCUGGAUGCCGUUGUUUGGAGCUGGACUGCUGGAAGGGCAAACCUCCAGAUGAAGACCCCAUCAUUACUCACGGCUUUACCAUGACCACUGAGAUCCUUUUUAGAGAUGUGAUCGAGGCUAUUGCAGAGAGUGCAUUCAAAACAUCAAAAUAUCCAGUCAUUCUCUCCUUCGAGAACCACGUGGAUACAGUCAAACAGCAGGAGAAGAUGGCUAACUACUGUAGGACCAUAUUUGGAGAUGCUCUACUCAGUGAACCCCUGGAGAAGUAUCCGUUAAAGCCAGGCCAACAGAUCCCGAGUCCUUCUGAGCUGAUGGGAAAAAUUCUGAUCAAAAACAAAAAAGGUCCCACAGGGUCGGCCAAACCUCCACCAAAGAAAACACAAGAAGAAAGUCCUGCUGAGAACGGAGGAGAGCAUCCUGAAAACCCUGAGAACCAGAACGCUGAACACGAUGAACACCAUGAACACCAUGACGACCACCACGAUGACCAUCAUGAUGAACACCAUGAGGAUGAGGAACAAGAUGAGGAAAAGAUGAAGAACUCUGAUGAAGGUACAGCUGGGCAGGAAGUAAAAGCUUUUGAGGCAAUGUCUUCAAUAGUCAACUAUAUUCAGCCACACAAGUUCGUCUCCUUUGAGCAGUCUCGGAAAAAGAACAAGAGCUAUGCCAUCUCCUCUUUUGUGGAAACCAAAGGAGAGCAGAUGAUCGCCAAGAGUGCUGUGGAGUUUGUCGAAUAUAACAAGAGACAGAUGAGUCGAAUCUACCCCAAAGGAACACGAAUGGACUCUUCUAACUACAACCCUCAGCCUUUCUGGAACGUAGGCUGUCAGAUGGUGGCACUGAACUACCAGACCAUGGAUUUCCCCAUGCAACUGAAUAUGGCGCUGUUCGAGUAUAACGGAAGGACUGGGUACCUCUUAAAGAAUGACGUGAUGCGGAGGAACGACAAGACGUUUGAUCCCUUUACUGACAAGAUUGACACCAACGUCCCCAACACGCUCUCUAUCAAGAUCUACUCAGGCCAGUUUUUAUCUGAUAAGAAUGUGAAAACAGCAGUGGAGGUGGAGAUCAUUGGUUUGCCCGGAGACCCCAAACGCAAAUUCCGCACCAAAAACACCGCCACACCAAAUGCCAUCAACCCUGUAUGGAAUGAAGAGCCCUUUGUGUUUGAGAAGAUUCUUCUGACAGAACUGGCUUCGGUCCGGAUAGUGGCCUAUGAGGAAGGAGGGAAAUUCAUUGGGCAUAGAAUUAUUCCCAUAGACGCCAUCCAAUCAGGAUUCCAUCAUAUUUGUCUGCGUAGUGAGAGUAACAUGCCUCUGAUGCUUCCUUCCCUCUUUGUCUACAUUGAGGUGAAGGAUUACAUCCCUGCUGCUUUUGCUGAUUUCACAGAUGCUCUCUUCAAUCCGGUAAAGACUACCAAACCUGCAAAACAGGAGAGUGCUAACUUUGUGAGCAAAUAUGAGAUGGCUGGUGCUGCAGCUGUUCCUGCUGCAGUGCCUGAGGGUAAUGAGGCCGCAGCAGAGGGCGAUGGUAAACCUACAGAAACACCUGAGUCUGCUGACGGUGAAAAUCCACCAGCUGAUCAAGAGCCAAAAGCUUCUGAAGCUGAGGCGCCUGCGACAUCCGAAGAGGCUCCUCCAUCCGAAGCACCUCCACCUACAGAAGAGCCUCCGCCUGCUGAAGAGGCUCCUCCCGCUGAGGCACCUCCACCUUCAGAAGAGGCUCCUCCCACCGAGGCACCUCUACCUGCAGAAGAGGCUCCACCCACCGAGGCACCUGCACCCACAGAAGAGGCUCCAUCCACUGAGGACCCUCCACCUUCAGAAGAGACUCCCCAAGAAGCUCCUGCUCCAUCUGAAACCCCUGAGGCCGAGAAGCCUGCUGAUGAAAAUGAGCUGGCCUCUGUGACCUGUGAUGAACUGCAGCAGCACAAGAACUACCUGAAGGUCACCAAGAAGCAGGAGAAAGAGCUGAAAGAGCUGGAAAAGAAGUUCCAGAAGAAGGGCGAGGAGCUAACUCAGAAAUACAGUGACCUCUGCAAAUCCCUCAAGAAGAAGACCUCGCAGAAGAAGAAUGAAGCCGGAGCCGAGGGGCAAAAUGAAGAGCAAAUCAAUGAGUUGAAAACGAAGCUGCGGACGGAGCUCCGAUCAUUGUGGGUGGAGAAAUACGACCAGGUGAAGAAGAAGAAAGAGCAGCAUGCCUCUGAGUGUUUGACCAAGCUGCUGGAGAUGGCUACAGAGAGACACGCCAAUGAACUGAAGGCAUUGAACAGUGACAGUAAAGGAGGGAAGAAAAAGGAAGCAAAGGGCUCAGGUUCCGAGAAGAGCAGCUUGAAGAAGAGCAAGAGUAAGGAACAGCUUGACGAUAAUGACGAAGCACAGUCUGCAUCUAGCGAUGGAAAUUCAUCACAGGAGCAGGAGCAGAAACUCAAGAAGAAACAGGCUGAAACUCUGGCUGACAUCAGAGUCUUGAACAGUCAGCUGAACCAGCAGGCUGUAUCAGAGCAUGCUAAGAAGAUGUGGUCUCUACCAGGUGAUCUUAAGGAAGCAGUAAAUGCCUGUGUGGGUGCUCACUUCCCUGAGCAUGCAGAUAAGACUGAAGACAGCAAGCCUGAGCAGGAUGGUCAAUAUGGCCAAGUUUACCGGGGCUGAUGGCUACACAACCUCCUUAGUUCUCGUUAGCACUUCUGCAGGUGUAGCUAAAUAGUGUAAGGACUUGACAAUGCUCAUGCUUAUCAAUCCACAUGCAUGAUGUGGGUGCAACGUGCCAGAAUUUCUCCUUGGACAUUGUUUAAAGAUAUGGUUUAAAGAUACGUAAGGGUGAAGGACAAUCACCUGCAGAACUGUGAUGUUACAGCAAUGUGUUAGUUGUGUUUUAGGAUGUAUUGCAUAGUUAUGACAAAGGAAAUCGCUUUACCGUCUUCAUUUAACACUUCUGAGUACACAUCUAUAUACAUAAUGCAAUUACAGUUACUUAAUGUAUGAAGGAGAUCAAAUUGAUAGACCUUAAUAAUCGAUGUAAUAAACUUAAUUAAAUAUCUCCCUUAGGCUUAAAUAAUAUCCGAAUGUAAUGUCGUUAUUUAAUAUUUCUCUUUCAUAAUAUUGAAAAUGUAAUAAAGGUCAGAUUUAUA